Messenger RNA from Anneissia japonica, 2530 nucleotides. RefSeq lists its product as uncharacterized. The record is from RefSeq and is a predicted model, not a curated record. Lineage: Eukaryota; Metazoa; Echinodermata; Crinoidea; Comatulida; Comatulidae. The coding region runs from base 175 to 684 and encodes 169 amino acids. The transcript has 2 exons.
GGCAAGAAUUACCGUAAUCAUGGAACUGGAUCUAACCAGUUGCAUCAAAUUCAUCAAACGAUCUCCCACAAUGCAACACACCAGACUGAAUUCAGCCAGUUAAUAGCGUGCUCUGAAUCGAGCUCCGAGGAACUAUUGUUACAUACCGGACGGUGUUCAACAAAUAUUUGUACCAUGUAUACAUGCCAAGUGGAAGAUAAGACUUGCUUUUAUUAUAAUUGUCUGCUCUUGAAAUUUAUGGUAUUACUUGUAACCUGUAUCCAUAGCAGUUCAGGAACAAUUUUGUACAGUGUAGUUUCAAAUUUAAAUGGUACUGAAGGAGAAAGCAUUACAAUACAAAUAAUCUUUUCGACAAAUCCCUUUGAAUGUCGCACUGUACAAUGGAAGAAGAAUGAAGUAAAUUUGGCCAAUAGUAAUUGUAUCACACCUUAUGAAGAAAUAGGAAAGCUUUUACUCAAAAUUGAUCAUCUCCAACGCCUUGAUAAGGGGUACUAUACAGCCAUGUGUGAUGACCUUAUUUCUCCAACAAUUUUCCUAAAUAUAAUUGGAAUACCAGCACCACAGUAUCCAACAAUACUAUUAGAGAAAAGAAACGAAUGUCAACUGGAGGUCAUAUGUAUAUCCGAGAACACGUUGCCACGUCCAAAGCCUGUCGAUCAAUGGAGAGGAACUGGAUUUAGUUGAAAAUGCAACCAACAUAUGGACUAUUAAGACAGUUGAUAUCAAAGCAAACACAACAAGAGAGGACUACAUUUGUGAAUUGCAAAUUGGGGAUUCUUAUACAAAGUCUGCAAUUAAAACUGGAUCACAGAUAACUGAAUUUCUAGAAGAAAUCACAUCUGAAAUCACCAGCUACUUCGGAACGACUAAUAGACCUGAUGACAGUAGCAAUGGCCAUGAUAUUUCUACAUCCAAAACUGUUUAUGAUAGUACCAAGGGCCAUGAUGAUUAUUCUACAUUAAAAGUUGUUGUAAUAGUAUUUGCACUGAUAUUUUUUGCACUGAUUAUUGCUUUCAUUGUAAGUCAAGAAAAAGGAAAAAUCCCUAAAAAUAACCUAAGCUAUAUUACUCUUUACGCAAAUGAUGUUAGUAUAGAAGACAUCUGGUCUAGCCAUUUACAGUAGAACCAAAGAGUAUGGAAUUGCGAAGGGUCCGACUUCACUGGUUUUGUGUGCACGCAACGAAUGUAAAAAAAAAAAAGUAUUGCCAAGUUGUAGUAAUAGUAUUUGCACUGAUAUUUUUUGCACUGAUUAUUGCUUUCAUUGUAAGUCAAGAAAAAGGAAAAAUCCCUAAAAAUAACCUAAGCUAUAUUACUCUUUAUGCAGAACCAAAGAGUAUGGAAUUGCGAAGGGUCCGACUUCACUGGUUUUGUGUGCACGCAACGAAUGUAAAAAAAAAAGUAUUGCCACGAGAUGGGGGUGCCUUAUAAACAGAGUUCGCUCGAAGCUCAUCUUUUAAAAGGACACGCUUCUUCGUAGCAGUACUUUCUGAAAUAGGAUUACGCACCAACAAAACCAUGAGAGUCGGACCUCUUGUUCUUGGUAGAACCGAAUACUUCCUAAAUUCGCUUAUAUUGUGUUUAUGGUGAUAUGCAACAAACUUUAUUUACUAUGACUUCCUAGCUGCAAACUAUAAGUUUUAAUUACUAUGUGGGGUGGACAAAACAUGGUAACAGUUGAGUGGUAUAAUAUAAAUGAAUAUUUAUAUAUAUAUUAAUACAGUAUAUAAUUUGGUCUCUAUAAAUGUAUAUAGCUUGAUAUAUACAUAUAUAUGAAGAUGUCCAUGUAUGUGUGCAUUUAGUCUGCUUGGUGAUUCUGAGUUUUUUUCCCAUAUGCAUUUAAAUCACUAUAUCAAAAUACCUAAAUAUAAUAAAAGUAGAACAAGGAAAUAUAUUUGUUUAAAUAAUACACUCAGAAAAAAAAUCAAUCAUAUGCCGGAGACCCUCAAUGAUGUUUAGUCCAUCAGGUCUAUCAAUUCCUGUUAGCCAUUCAAUUUUUGGCUGACUAGUUUUCUCUCCAGUACCACCUCCUUCCAAGGUUGUCUUCAAGAUUCUGCAUCUCAUGCUCUAACCAUUAUAAUCACUGCCGUUACUACCAUGAAUAAAUAUUAAAAUAAAUUCCCCAAGCCUGGAACUGACAAGGUUAAAAUUUUAAAUGAACAAUGAACUAGGAAUUCUACAUUGCCAUGACAUCGCUUUUUAGUCUUCAUAAAUUUUAAUUUUACUUUUCUCUCUUUGAACAGUAUAUGCAUUUCAAUUUGAUAUUUGUAUUUUCAUAUUCCUUGUAUAACAACAGACGUCAGGACUUUUUGAAAACCAUGCAAACUCGCUAAACAUGCAUGAGAUAUAUUAUGCCAAUAGUUAAGUUCCAAUUUAAGGUGAAUCAUAACAAGAAAAAAUGCCUUAUUUAUGUGUGGCCAAGUGUUUGACUUGUUGAAUGUAAGAACAUCUUCAAAUUUAUAUAGAUCAUGUAUGGAUAUUUUUCACACAUUUUUCACAAAUACUUUUGUUGAAAUAAAAAAGUAAACAGUUA